GUGGCCUUGGACGGGGACAUGCCAUUGGGGAAACCGUGUCCCUGUGUUCAGGGCAGAGUCCAGCCCUUACCCGCUUCUGGGGUGGCAGAGCCAGGCUCUGGGCUGUGUCACACCACAUGCUCUGCUCUAAGAUGGGCAUAUGGAGGGGUCCUGCUGUCAGGGAGGGGUGAGCACUGGGGUGGAUGCUCACCACAUCUCUCCAGAGCUAUUUGAGAGACCCUUACUGGAGUCAGAAGAUGAACAUCUCCUCCUGGACCCCGGCAACACAUUGAAGCUGUACUGUGAUGCCAACCAGAGUGGUGCCAGUGUGGUCUGGUACAAGGAGUCCCGGCCACUCCUCUCGGGGGGUCGCAUCCAUCUCCGUCAGGGCCUGCUGGAGAUCUCAGAGGUCGCCUACGAGGACUCAGGGCUCUACGUGUGCCGGGCACGGGGAACUGGAGAGGUCCUGCGCAACUUCACCAUCUCUGUCGUGGACUCCCUGGCGUCAGGUGAUGAUGAUGAAGAUAGCGAUGGGGACGGUCCCCACCGAGACCGAAAUGAGGAGUCAGUCUAUGUGCACAGAGCUCCUUACUGGACUCACCCGCACCGGAUGGACAAGAAGCUGUAUGCAGUCCCUGCGGGGAACACGGUGAAGUUCCGCUGCCCGGCCUCGGGCAGCCCCAGCCCCAGCAUCCGCUGGUUCAAGAACGGGCGCGAGUUCCGAGGGGAGCACCGCAUCGGGGGCAUCCGGCUCCGGCACCAGCACUGGAGCCUGGUCAUGGAGAGCGUGGUGCCCUCUGACCGCGGCAACUACACUUGCCUGGUGGAAAACAGGUUUGGCAGCAUCCGCUACAGCUACCUCCUGGACGUGCUGGAGAGGUCCCCGCACAGGCCCAUCUUGCAGGCUGGGCUGCCUGCCAACACCACAGCCCUGGUGGGCAGCGAUGUGGAGUUCUUCUGCAAGGUCUACAGUGAUGCCCAGCCCCACAUCCAGUGGCUGAAGCACAUUGAAGUGAACGGCAGCAAUUACGGCCCCGACGGGGUUCCCUAUGUGCAAGUGUUAAAGACUGCAGAUAUCAACAGCUCUGAGGUGGAGGUGCUGUACCUGCGCAAUGUGUCCAUGGAGGAUGCUGGCGAGUACACCUGCCUGGCAGGGAACUCCAUCGGCCUCUCCUACCAGUCUGCCUGGCUCACCGUCCUGCCAGAAGAGGAGCUGGUGCGGGAAGCUGAGGCCCCUGAGACCAAUUCUCCCUGGAUUCCAGCUCUUCUGGGAAGUCCAGCACGUCCCUGAUGCGGGUCACUCGUCUCUCCUCCAGCUGUGCCCCAAUGCUGCCCUGCCAGGCUGGUGCUGGGGAAGCCCCUGGGGGAAGGCUGCUUUGGCCAGGUGGUGCGGGCAGAGGCUUACGGCAUAGACAGAGACCGGCCAGACAGAGCUGUCACCGUGGCUGUCAAAAUGCUGAAAGACAAUGCCACUGACAAGGACCUGGCUGACCUCAUAUCCGAGAUGGAGAUGAUGAAGCUCAUGGACAAACACAAGAACAUAAUCAACCUCCUGGGAGUCUGCACGCAGGAUGGGCCACUGUACGUGAUUGUGGAGUUUGCUGCGAAGGGCAACCUGCGUGAGUACCUCCGUGCCCGCCGCCCCCCGACACCUGACUACGCUUUUGAUGUCAUGGCAAUGCCUGAGGAGCAGCUCUCUUUCAAGGAUCUGGUCUCCUGCGUCUACCAGGUGGCCCGUGGCAUGGAGUACCUGGAGUCCAAACGGUGCAUCCACCGUGACCUGGCUGCCCGCAAUGUGCUGGUGACAGCGGAGAGCGUGAUGAAAAUCGCUGACUUUGGCUUGGCCAGGGACGUUCACGACAUCGACUACUACAAGAAAACCAGCAACGGUCGCCUGCCAGUGAAGUGGAUGGCCCCCGAAGCCCUGUUUGACCGUGUCUACACCCACCAGAGCGAUGUGUGGUCCUUUGGGAUCCUGAUGUGGGAGAUCUUCACGCUGGGGGGCUCCCCAUACCCUGGCAUCCCUGUGGAGGAGCUGUUCAAGCUGCUGAAGGAGGGGCACCGCAUGGACCGGCCAUCCAACUGCACCCACGAGCUGUACAUGCUGAUGAGGGAGUGCUGGCACGCCGUGCCCUCCCAGCGCCCCACCUUCAAGCAGCUCGUGGAGGGGCUGGACAAGAUCCUGGCAGCUGUUUCAGAGGAGUACCUGGACCUCUCCAUGCCCUUUGAGCAGUACUCGCCCUCCUGUGAGGACACUGCCAGCUCCUGCUCCUCUGACGACUCCGUCUUCACCCACGACCCGCUGCCGCUGGCUCCUCACCUCUUCUCCUACCCCAGCGUGAGGACUUAAGGGAGGGCAGGGAAGGGUGAUGCUGAAGCCACCUCUGCCCUUGCAGGGAGGGGGUCCAAGUUACCAAAGGUGCCUGCUUUGUCCGGGCUGAGCAGUGGGUGGGCAGGGCUCUGAGCCACAGCACCAGGGCAGGGUGUCCCUCUCCCCAGGCUCCUUUUGGGCACUGAGCCAUCAGCCCUGGCUGAGAUGUGCCUGGUAUUGUGGGGCAGCAGGAGCCAGAGCCUCUCCAUGUGGGCACUGCCUGGGAUGCCCAUGGCGUAGCCCAGGGAGAUGGGAUUUGGCCAGUGCUUCAGUGGAAGUGUCUCUGGGCAGGAGCCCCACUGCUGCCAGGCUCCUGCUGCAUCUGUA
Molecule: messenger RNA, 2677 nt
Organism: Melospiza georgiana
Lineage: Eukaryota; Metazoa; Chordata; Aves; Passeriformes; Passerellidae
Gene: FGFR4
Product: fibroblast growth factor receptor 4
Exons: 16
Biological process (GO): protein phosphorylation; regulation of bile acid biosynthetic process; fibroblast growth factor receptor signaling pathway
Cellular component (GO): membrane; signaling receptor complex
Molecular function (GO): fibroblast growth factor receptor activity; fibroblast growth factor binding; ATP binding
Source: RefSeq, a predicted model, not a curated record